AAUGACCUUGGAAUCAGGUCGUCAAACUGUUACCUUUGAAAUGGAUAGACGUUCUCCAGCCAGUAAUCGGUCAAAGCCUAUUGUACAACAACCUCAAAAUUACGAAGAUGAUUACGAAGCGGACGACGUCGAGCCAAUUAUGGAACAACCUCAAUUUCCCGUUCCACCACCCUACUGGCCAAAUCCUCUUGGUCCCAGGUUGGGUACGCAGUCGCAUCAGAUUUACGACCAACAGUACGAAACACCUCCAACUGCUCCAAUUCUUUCGAUGAGAAAUUACGCAACGCAAGAUCACCAGCAGCAAUUCGACGAUUAUCAAAUGUACCCGCAAUGUAUGGCUCAAUACGGCCAAGGUCAAAGCCACGCUCAAUGGACAACAUCUUCGUCCAGUUCGACGAGUGCCUACUGUAGACAAUGA
This is a messenger RNA of Dimorphilus gyrociliatus, 418 nucleotides long. The record is from the annotation of a GenBank genome assembly. Lineage: Eukaryota; Metazoa; Annelida; Polychaeta; Dinophilidae.